Anopheles cruzii is the source of this 3001-nucleotide messenger RNA. Its product is annotated as epoxide hydrolase 4-like. The record is from RefSeq and is a predicted model, not a curated record. The transcript is spliced from 7 exons. Gene Ontology annotation, molecular function: hydrolase activity. The coding region runs from base 1375 to 2637 and encodes 420 amino acids. Lineage: Eukaryota; Metazoa; Arthropoda; Insecta; Diptera; Culicidae.
AAAUUAGCUGCUAAUGAAAUCCGGGUCGUGAUCGCAACGUAGUGCAAACGGGCCGCAAACGAAUAAAGUUAGCAUAACUGAUUGGCUGGGUCUGGUGCGCGGUGGCUGCGCGGUCAGCCAAAGGCCCGAAUAGCGGAACCUGCGCGUGACCUACAUUUUCCCCAUUUUCGGCACAACCUGCCCGACUACGGAACCCCCCCUCACAGUCUGGUGACGCAGCAUAAACAUUGCGCACCCUUUGCGCCCUAGCACACGCGGUCCGCAGCCAGUUGGACUUUGCACGAUGCUCAGAUGGUUGCCGCCGCGUGUGACAUAAUUGCUAUGCUGCCUCACUCUAUGCUCAUGGCCGCGGCCGGGCUACACCAAUACUGGAACCGGGAUUGAGUGCGUGUGUGCGUGUCUGCUUUUAUGCUCCGUAGUUUCGGAGAUAACUCGAAGGAUGCUCUGGCUGUGUGUGCGUCAGAGUUAUGUUUUGUUCAAACGAUAGUGAAAGGUGGAAAGGUGCGUUUGUUUAUAGUUUCACUGCGCUUUGGUCCGUGCGUUUGAAUAGCGAAUGGUGAAUUCUUCCACCAAAGUUACGUGUGUGGACGGGCGCACGGAAAAGCAAGGUCAUCUGAGAGUGUUAAUUUCCACAUUAGUUUGGCGAUAACGGCCACCUCCUGUGCCUCCUGUGUCCUAGUCCACUGACUGGCUGGCCAUCUCAUCGGUUAUCGCCAGUGGUGGGCCCAUGAAAUGGUAAAGGUUAGCUCGACCCAGGGAUCGUCCCUCCGGAAGGCGGAGAAGGUCGUACACCGAUAGGCACCGGACCGCCCGGCGCAGUUCGUCGCGAAGUGAGCGUUGUCCUGGAGAAAAACAACAGAAAGAAACGAACAUAAAUAAGGCAAGCAUAAACACACCACUCACCUACGUCAGAGUCGCACGAUCAGGCGCGAGAUCAGGCAGCGCACCGAUCACGAACGCACCAUGAAAAGGGCAGCGGAGCGCUGUGGAGAAGCCAACGGUGAGAUUGUACGGUGAACGAGUUCCUUGCGACUGCGGCGUACGCAAGCCUUAUCAUUCGCCCGGCUAGUGUCCGAGGGGCCGGUUUGCACUUUGUGCACGUUAGACCCAUCAUCGUCUUGACCCGUUCCGAUUAUCAGCCGUGGUGCCGCGGGAGAACCCUCGUAAUCGCCAACAUCGCCGGUUGCCAGAGCAACCAAGCGACGCGUCGAGAGAACCAGUGAAAACGAGACGGAAUUCGACGCGUUUUAAUCGCCGAUUGCUAUGUUCUUCCCUCCGUUCCGUUGUGUGUGUGUUUAGGAGUGUGAAAUUUCAUUACUACGGCGGAAAGGGGGUGUCACGAAAGGGCUUCAGAAAACACUGGAAGUGAGCACAAUGGCUGGCCGAAGGAAUGAUUACGAUAUGCUGCAGGUUGUGCCGAAGUGGGAGAUUGCCAAGAUUUACAUCCGCUGUUUGCUGGCCAACUUUGUUUUACUGCUCAAAUGGCUGUACGAGAGCGUCAAGUGCAAGGUGAACCCGACCGCCAUCAUGCGCAAGACCAUCGAGCGGACAGACUUCCCCAACAAGCCGCCAAUCUUCAUGACCGACACCAAUCUGGGCCGGCACUCGUACGUGAAGCUGGAGAACACGAAGCUACACUUUGUCGAGGCGGGCAGCAGGAGCAAUCCAAUUGUGCUCCUCUUGCACGGUUUCCCCGAUUGUUGGUUCGGGUGGCGAUACCAGAUAUCGGAGCUUACCCAUUACUUCCACGUUAUCGCGCUGGAUUUGAAGGGAUUUAAUGAUUCAGACAAACCACACUGGCGGUUCGAGUACACACCGAAGAAGGUCUGUGAAGAUCUGCGCAAGUUUUUGAUUGCAAUCAGCGCCAAGAGUGUCUCCAUUGUCGGGCACGACCUGGGAGCCACGAUCGGCUGGAUUUUUGCGCACACGAAUCCGGAAAUGGUCGACAAAUUUGUAAGCGUUUCUACCCCACACCCCAACCUGCUGUGGGAUAAUCUGCCGAAAAGCUCUCCUUUCAACCGAAAUUGGCUGGAGUUUGUACAACUACCGAUGUUGCCAGAAAUGGAACUCAAGCACUCUGCCGAUCGGGUACUACGCCGCUGCUAUCCGCAUGUGGCCAAAGAGAAAAUGUACCAAACCGGAACGAACGGAACCGUUACAAACAACGUGAUGGAGGCGUACAAAUAUAGCUACAGCCAAACAGACGACUGGCGCGGCCCACUAAACUACUACCGAAACUUCCUAUUUUACCGCGUCCGAGACGGUGAGAUCAUUCAGUGUCCCUGCCUGAUCAUCGCCGGCAACGAUGAUCGAUUCUACAAGCUGGAAUCAGUGGUGAAGAGUUCGGAGUACUGUGAGAACGUGGUGAUUAAAAUCAUCGAACAGUCCGGUCGCGCACCGCACCAGGAAAUGGCGACAGAAUUCAAUAGCAUUGUGCUGAGGUUUCUCAUUGGUAAAAAGUACUCCCAGAAACCCACCGAAAUGCAAUCCACCCCAUCGAGGGGCCUAGUAGGCCGUGUGUUUGGCGGCAUCGGAUCGGUGGCCAACAACACCGUUAAACUGGGGAACAAUCUGCGAGAAACGUACGCUUUCGCCAAUCCGUUGAACAGUGUUCCUAACUUCAUGAUCAAAGGAUGAUGAUUAAAUAAUCCGUUCGAACAGAUUCGAAUAGAGUACCAAACUGCUUAAAUUACUGCUCCUAGGCAAUCGAAGGCAAGCUAACGUCGUCGGUGAUCAGUGUAAAAUUGUGGUUUUAAGUUAUUGACCUUUGCCUGUGUGUAUGUUUUGAUGCGUUAUGUGUGAGUGAAUGCGUGCUUAAGCUUUUAUAAAGUGAAGGAAUAUUUUAUACCGUACAAUAGAAGUUGAAACAAAUUUAACUUUUGUCCAUUCCAGCAACUGUCCUUUAUUGAAAUAAAGCAUUUUGUUUGAUAGGUACUCUGAGUUUUUGAGUUGAAGACUCAAUUUACAUCGUAAAAACGUAAAAUGGAGGUUUUAAAUAGUU